AUGCAAAGUUCAAGUAGAAUUCCGCGACGAGUUGGCGGUGAUCGAGACAGUGAAUCAUCGAAUACGGAAGCAGAAGACGAUGGAAAGGGAAGGGAACGGAAAAUAUCUCUAACGGAUCAGGGGAAAGCAGCGAAGCUACUGAGGCAGAGGUUAGCCUUCGCGUUGGCGACCAACACAAAACUGAAAUCGGAUUCUAGUAAUAGCGAAUCUGAUCAAGAAAUAUCUGGUAAAGAUUUGAAAACGAGAAGGGAAAGAAAGACGGCUUUCAUACCGCGAAAAAACUCGCAAGGUCCUCAACAAACCGCGAUAAAACCGCCACGGCCACCACUAACAGAUGGCGGCGGUAUUUCACACAAUGUCGUCAAAAGUCAAAAUUAUUCAGCGACGAAUUUCUCCCUGAGAAGUGGCGUUCCAUUUGAAAACAAUGCUCAAGUGAAAACUUCGAUAACGAAUUUACCAUUUCCAAGUCGAAAAGAAAGAGAGGGGAUUUCAUCUUCGGCAAAUGAUAAAGUUGUUUCCGAGGAUGUAAUUGAUACGAGACGGUCACGAGUUCCGCCUAGCCACGACGACUCACCACCGAACAGUCACGGAAAAGCCACGAAAAAGUCCGAAGACAGUACCUCUCCAACCCAUAACAGUCUCGAUGUCAUCUACGUUAUAGAGAGUGAAUUAGUCAAACUGAAGGAAGACAUGCAUCAAACGACGGAAUAUUUCCAAGAAAUGAACGUGUCAACUCUUCAAGUAAAAAAGAAACUUGAAGAAUUAAGGGAACUAAGAACCAAUUCUGUGAUCUAG
Pocillopora meandrina is the source of this 795-nucleotide messenger RNA. The record is from the annotation of a GenBank genome assembly. Lineage: Eukaryota; Metazoa; Cnidaria; Anthozoa; Scleractinia; Pocilloporidae.